Molecule: messenger RNA, 1460 nt
Organism: Calidris pugnax (ruff)
Lineage: Eukaryota; Metazoa; Chordata; Aves; Charadriiformes; Scolopacidae
Product: SNF-related serine/threonine-protein kinase-like
Exons: 3
Coding region: 376-1380 (334 amino acids)
Biological process (GO): intracellular signal transduction; protein phosphorylation; microtubule cytoskeleton organization
Cellular component (GO): cytoplasm
Molecular function (GO): tau-protein kinase activity; ATP binding; protein serine/threonine kinase activity
Source: RefSeq, a predicted model, not a curated record
GUGGGGGUGCCCAGGGUGCUGAAGACCUGGAGGUAGGGAAAUUGGGGUGCACAGGUUGCUGGGGUGCUGGAGAGGUGGAGGUGUUGGGGUGCCCAGGGUGCUGGGGACCUGGAGGUGGGCCAUAUGUGGUGGAGGUGUUGGGGUGCCCAGGGUGUUGGAGAGCUGGAGGUGGUGGAGGUGUUGGGGUGCCUAGGGUGGUGGGGACCUGGAAGUGGGGUAUCAGGAUGCCCUGGGUUGCUGGGUGCUGGGGUGCCCAGUGGGGUGGUGGUACCCAGCGUGUGGUGACCCUGAUGUCCUGGGCAUCCUGGUACCCAGGGUGCUGGGGGAGGAGAGGCCGGUAUUUGGGGGUGCCCCGUCCCCCACCCCACGUUGCUGAUGAGCUGCCCUCUCCCACCCAGCCCCCCAUGCCCGUCCCCGCCUGACCCCGCCACCAUGGCCGGGGCGCAGGGCUGCGGCGAGGGGAAGAUCGCGGGGCUCUACGACCUGGAGCGCACCUUGGGCAAGGGCCACUUCGCGGUGGUGAAACUGGCCCGGCACGUCUUCACCGGGCAGCGGGUGGCCGUCAAGGUGAUCGACAAGAGCAAGCUGGCCGGGGAGGCGGCGGGGCAGCUCCUGCAGGAGGUGCGCUGCAUGAAGCUGGUCCAGCACCCCAACGUGGUGCGCCUCUACGAGGUCAUCGACACCCACGCCAAGCUCUACCUCAUCCUGGAGCUGGGCGACGGCGGGGACAUGUUCGACCACAUCAUGAGGCACGAGGGGGGCCUGGCCGAGGCGCGGGCCAAGCACUACUUCGCCCAGAUCGUCCACGCCAUCUCCUACUGCCACAAGCUCCACGUGGUCCACCGCGACCUCAAGCCCGAGAACGUGGUCUUCUUCCAGGAGCAAGGGGUGGUCAAGCUCACCGACUUCGGCUUCAGCAACCGCUUCCAGCCCGGCAAGAUGCUCACCACCAGCUGUGGCUCGCUGGCGUAUUCGGCGCCCGAGAUCCUGCUCGGGGAUGAGUAUGACGCCCCAGCUGUCGACAUCUGGAGCCUGGGGGUCAUCCUCUACAUGCUGGUGUGCGGCCACCCCCCCUUCCAGGAGGCCAACGACAGCGAGACCCUCACCAUGAUCAUGGACUGUCGCUACACCGUCCCCCCCCACGUCUCCGCACAGUGCGCUGACCUCAUCUCCAGGAUGCUGCAGCGGGACCCGAAGCAACGCGCCUCCCUGGAGCAGAUCGAGGGCCACCCGUGGCUGCAGGGGGUGGACCCGUCCCCCGCCAGCCGCUGCCUCCUGCCCCUCACCUCCCACAAGCGCGUCUCCCAGGAGGAGCAUGAGAUCAUCCUCCAGGCCAUGACCUGCGGGAACAUCGCCGACCGGGACGCCAUCCAGGAGUGAGUGACGGGGUGGGGAUGUCCCCCCUGUCCCCCCUCGGGGCCGCGGGGGGGAGGUUUUAGCGGGGACAGGGGUGUCAUAGA